Anolis carolinensis (green anole) is the source of this 1604-nucleotide messenger RNA. RefSeq names its product tubulin delta 1 (gene tubd1). Gene Ontology annotation, cellular component: microtubule; cytoplasm. The coding region runs from base 91 to 1461 and encodes 456 amino acids. Gene Ontology annotation, biological process: mitotic cell cycle; microtubule cytoskeleton organization. The transcript has 9 exons. The record is from RefSeq and is a predicted model, not a curated record. Gene Ontology annotation, molecular function: structural constituent of cytoskeleton; GTP binding. Lineage: Eukaryota; Metazoa; Chordata; Lepidosauria; Squamata; Anolidae.
CCAAACCUGGGCGGGGUUACCUAUUACGCAUGCGCAUAACCGAACAGGCGAGGCAGAAAAGGAGGAACUAAAGGACUCAAGCCCAAAAGGAUGUCCAUCAUCACCAUCCAACUGGGUCAGUGUGGAAACCAAGUCGGCCGCGAAGUGUUUGACACCAUCUGCACCGACUUGCACGGCGGCCACGGAUUGUGCUCCAAAAAGGAGAACGAGUCCUACCUGGCCGCCGGGAGAGAACGGUUUUUCAGUGAAGAGAAACCCGGAGUCCUUGCGGCUCGCGCUGUUCUGGUGGACAUGGAACCCAAAGUGAUUGGCCAGACUUUAUCUCUGGCCUCCAAGUCUGGCUGCUGGACGUACGACCAUCAAUCGCACUUCUGUCAAAAGCAAGGAUCGGGGAAUAAUUGGGCAAAUGGUUACUGCGUCCAUGGGCCCAAACACAAAGAAUCCAUCAUGAACCUGGUGCGGAAAGAGGCGGAGAAAUGCGACCGGCUGAGUGGAUUUCUGACCGUCAUGAGCAUGGCCGGCGGGACAGGAUCCGGCCUGGGCGCCUUUGUUACGGCAGGCCUGAAAGAUGCGUAUCCGAGCUCAUUCCUGCUCAACCACGUCGUCUGGCCCUAUGGAACCGGGGAGGUGAUUGUUCAGAACUACAACGCGGUGCUGACUCUCUCGCACCUUUACCAAUCCUCUGAUGCCCUCCUGGUCCACGAAAACGACGCCGUCCACAAGAUCUGUGCGCAGCUCAUGAACAUCAAGCAGAUCUCUUUCCGAGACGUCAACCGGGUCAUUGCGCAUCAGUUGGGGAGCGUCUUCCAGCCGGCUUCCUCCUCCUCCUCUGACGGAGCUACUCAGUACAGCAGGAGUCCUUUAGGGGAUCUAAUGGAAGUCCUUGUUCCCCAUCCCGAGUUCAAGAUGUUGGGUAUCCGGAAUAUUCCUCAAAUGUCUGAAAACUCCCUCCCGUACACCACGUUUGCAUGGCCCGGGCUCCUGAAACACUUGCGGCAGAUGCUGAUCGCAAACGCAAAAAUGGAAGAAGGUAUUGACUGGCAGGUACGGCCACCCGUCCCUGGGCUCCCGGCCUCUCGGAAAGAGUCUCUAAAGCAGCCGGGCCGUUUUAAUACCUCCAUUGCCAACCUGGUGACCUUGCGAGGAAAAGACAUCCAGAGUGCAGACCUAGGAGGCUUCCGAGACCCUGCCCUGUACACCUCAUGGCUCAAUGCUCCAGAGGACACCCUGACGGUCUGGAAAACCCCAAGAGCCUUUAAUAAGUACGAGAAAUCAGCCUCCCUGGUGAGCAACAGCCAGUUUUUGCUCAAGCCCCUCGACAGCGUGGUGGGGAAGGCGUGGAAAAUGUUCGCCUCCAAGGCUUAUAUUCACCAGUAUACCAAGUUUGGGUUGGAUGAAGACGAUUUCUUGCACUGUUUCACCACUCUGGAGCAAGUAAUUGCCAGUUAUGGCAGCCUCUGAUUUCCAAACCAUCUUGAACCAGACUCUGGCACAAAGUUUUUCUAUGAAUAUAUGUGUGCCUGGAUUCGAGCUACCCACAACAGCACUUGUCUUUUGUAAGUAAUGUAUGUAUUUUUAGAUAUAAUAUAAACCUAUUUUUCUGA